Messenger RNA from Parnassius apollo (apollo), 351 nucleotides. The record is from the annotation of a GenBank genome assembly. Lineage: Eukaryota; Metazoa; Arthropoda; Insecta; Lepidoptera; Papilionidae.
AUGGCGUUUCCUCAACCUAAUGCUCAAAGAGAGUUGACCAAUCGAAAAAUAUUAGAGGAGCUUCAAUUGAAGAAACAAAUGUUAUUAAAACAGGGUGUCGUUGCUCCAUUGACAGCUACUACUAUUCCUCUUACUCAACCGAGCCCUGUUAAUCAAUUGCCUAUGUGCUCUAUUCCACCAGUUUCUGCUACAGCUGGAUUCCCCCAAUUACCUGAAGCAAAUAUUGUAAACACAAGCCAUAGAGCAGCUCUACAACACGCAAACGCUACUUCUUGUGGUUUCUUUGUAUCACAAGACUCUUCAUUUGGUAACCAGAUUUUACCUGUGCUACCUAGAUUUGAUACCAAGUAA